GGCUUAGCCACUGAACGUUAAGCGGUGGGGGGCUCAAACAAGCUCUCGAAACUGUCAUGGCCUACGUUGACAGCAUGUGUGAAAACGCACGGUUUCAGUCUAUCAACGGACUUCAUUACCGUCUAAGUUGGCCGUGAAAACGCGUGCGAGUUUUUCGUAGCGGAAAAAUCGCGAUCGGCCCGUUGAAAACCGCACGUCAACGAGAGAUUCUCAUCGUUUUAUACCCGUUCGCUAACUAUUUAUUUGAUAAAAGUUUUACGGAGUAUCGUAAAUUUCGGUAACGCGAGAUGGAGUGAGAUAUGUUUUGAACUUUGGAAUGCCGUCUGUGCUUUGUUUUCAUUUUGUUAAGUUGGAAUGUUGAUUUGACAGCGCAUCCAAAUGCUCCAAAUGCAUCAUCAGAGGCAGCAGCAAUACGGUAUCGGUCAAAAAGAAAUAAUGACACCGCUAGAUACUGCGGCGUCGUAUCCCUCGCAUUUCGGUGCUUAUGGUACUGCUGACAUUGGAUCAUGGUCGUACAGUUCCGGGGUGACGCCCAUGAAGCAGAUCGAAGCUUGUCUACAAAGUGCCGGUAAAGAUAGGAAAGCUUACUCUCCUCUAGAUCAAGCCGAUGCAGCGUCUUUAGAAGAUGAAAGCAGAACUACAGAAAACAACAAUAGAACUAAUACUCACAACAAAAAUCAUAGUAGUAUUAAUUCUGUAGCACCACCUUUGACGAAUGCCGGCGCCAUUUUGGAAAUGAAGCAUCUGUGGGACGAAUUUCAUUCUUUAGGAACGGAAAUGAUCGUUACAAAAGCAGGAAGAAGGAUGUUUCCGACGUUCCAAGUGAAACUGUGCGGUUUGGAUUUACAUGCAGAGUAUAUGCUGAUGAUGGAUUUCGUGCCUGUGGAUGACAAGAGGUACCGGUACGCCUUCCACAGUUCCAGUUGGGUGAUUGCUGGCAAGGCGGAUCCUGUAUCUCCCCCAAGAAUACAUGUCCAUCCUGACAGUCCGGCUACAGGGGCACAAUGGAUGAAACAAACUGUAUCUUUUGACAAACUCAAAUUAACCAAUAAUCAACUGGAUGAUAAUGGACAUAUCAUUCUGAAUUCUAUGCAUCGAUAUCAACCGAGGUUCCACAUAGUGUAUUUGCCUCCAAAAAAUAGAAGCACCGCCGAAGAAGAGUGCGGUGAUAAUUUUAAAACUUUCGUUUUUCCUGAGACUUCCUUUACGGCUGUUACUGCGUACCAAAAUCAUAGGAUCACGCAACUGAAAAUAGCAAGUAAUCCAUUCGCCAAAGGAUUCCGAGACUGUGAUCCAGACGAUGGUGUGGAUGUAUCAAGUCAAAGCAGUACGGCGCAAAGACUGAAAGCAUCUUCUAGAUCUACACCAAACAGUAUAGGAGGGUCUAAAGACGAAGAAACUCAAGAUCAAGUGCCCCCCCAUCAACCAAUGGAGUCCACCCCUUCCACGCACCCUUCGAUGUUGUUCCAGAACCGUUUCCAGACCACGACGCAACCGCCAUCUCUUUUGCACCAACCCAACCUUAUCACAGCAGGUCUCGGUCCAAUCACUCAACCAUAUUCAGGGGAAUUGUGCAAUUACGGGCCUGUCUACCAUUCGCACAAUCUGCUUCACAAUUACAAUUCCGUGUAUACUAAUGAAAAAGGAAUGAGGAAUCCAAACUUUGGAAGGCCCAUGUAUGGGAAUUAUACGGGGUUCUAUGGAAAUAACGGGAAUUUUAGAAGCGCUGGGUUGCAUCAGAAUGGUUAUGAUUUUGGACCGCGAUAGUGGGAUUAGUCACUGAAAUAUAUCGGUGUUUGAAGUUGAUUCUCACCAUUGGGUUCUUGGAAAUAUCAAAAAAUUUGUGGUUCAGCGCUGCCAGAUCUACCAUUCUUACGGUAAAUCUACCGAUUAUCAUCUUUGGCUAUUGAUUUACCGUAGAUCCCUUAAUUUCUACUUUUUACUGUACAAAUUUCGGUGAUCUACACCCAUCUCCUUAUACGUCCAAAUCUACCACUUAAUAAUAAAAUAUAGUAGAGGAGCCCGAUAUGGAAUUUUGGGGAUUCUUUCGAUAGCGGCAGAUUAAGAUAAGAAGUGAUAUUUGCACCCUGUUUAGUACCUUCGCCAAAUAUAAGCCCCUUAUAUAGGGGGUUCGUCUAUGACAACCGAUGAGAAUGGGAAAAAAUCGAUGGUUAUAAAUACUUGUAAACGUCAGACUAAAAUAAGGUGGGUAAACUAGAUGCUGAAAACUGUGUGGUCACAAACCAGAAAAAAACUAACGACACGCGGUUUUCACUAAAAAAAUAUUUCAUGUGGAACAAAACAGCAUUUCUAAUUAUGAGGCUAGAGUUACACCUCGUCUAAACAACCAGUCAGACGAGAAAAGGCCUUCACUAUUAGUCGAAGACGUGCUGUCAUUAAUAAGCUUCUGAUCCCGCUAACAACGGGAAAAUUAAAUGAUAAAAGUCAGAUGUAUAUUUUGCUCAAAAUACGAAAUAACUUGGCAAUCGUUUUCGUUGCGUGCACGGCGUGAUGCUGCAUCAUUGUGGUGGAUACUGUCAACUGUGCAAUGGGUAACAAACUCUAACUGGUUAAUGUGCGGUGAUGUCGUCACUGACACACCGCUAUAGGAGAAAUAUUUAUAUAUAUUUUGGAUAUCAGGAGUACGUACCACUUCGGUGUUCUGCGAUGCUUUUGUAAAUCAUGUCUUAAUUGUUCUUAAAUCUACACAUUCAUUUUUCUGAAUCUUAUGAUCCUUUAAUGUACCACCCAUUUCGCCUAAUCUUGAAUAUGUGUUACUUCGUCUAUGAUGGUUUUCUGAAUAUUUCGUCAAGUAGACUGACUCAGCACUUAUGACGCAUUGAUAUACAACAGACACGGACAUAAAUGAGAACCACGAACUUGUGUGAUCUAGAAUGCUUUGAACAACAGAAAACUUGUGAACCGGAGCUUGAAUAUUAUCGCGAAUUUAAUAUUACUAUCAUUUAGCUAGUUGUAGAUUUUGAAAAUUGAUUCAGAGGUGGCAGGAAAUUGUAUGUUAGAAGCUGUAUGCGGUAAAUGGUUCUAAAUUGUUGCAUAUUUUGUGGCAGCGACAGACCUUCUGCUAUUAAGAAGCUGCUGAUCUCAAUAAUACUAUGCGCCUGUUAGACAUAAGUUACACAUAUUUACCCUACAUCUGUCAGGGAGACAGACAUAUGCUAGAUGUGCUUCAAACAGGUUGAUAUGCAGAGGUCGAAGAGUAAUCGUACUUAAGUGAACCUACCUAAUCAAGAUUCGAUUUCGCCUUUUAAAAGGAUUUGACUCAUCCAUUUUCUUUGAAGUCUACAACAAAGGCGUAGAAAUAUAGUCAAUUUACUACUGUUUCCAGCACCAAACAAAACACUCAAACUUCGCCUAGAUCUACAUUGCUAAAUUAAAGACAAGACCUUUUGUAUAUAAUAAAUAUUUUUCAAAUGGCGAAAGUCAUAUCGAAACAGUCGGUAUAUCAAAUAUUAGUCUUUUCUGGGAAAAAAGAAAAAAAAACAUAUUUAAAGAUGCAUCUGUAAAAGAUGGUACUGGAUACAUGAGUAAACCGUAUGAGAUCUAUCCUGUAUUCUUGUAUUUUCUAAAAUAUGCUAUUAAGAUGAACUUACCUAAUUUUAUAUAAUUGGAGAGGUGUAGUUAUUUAAUUUUUCGAAAUGUCAUUCUAGACGUAAGAAAGCUGAAUCUCAGGUGACUAUACACAAAUUUACCAUGACUAAAUAAUGUUAGUACGUACCAAAAAUGGAAACCAUAGUGCCAAAGAAAUGUAGUGCCAUUGAUUCAUAGAUAUCAUGUAUGUAUGUUACUAUAGAACCG
Messenger RNA from Acanthoscelides obtectus, 3816 nucleotides. NCBI's taxonomy places the organism in Eukaryota, Metazoa, Arthropoda, Insecta, Coleoptera, Chrysomelidae. The record is from the annotation of a GenBank genome assembly.